CAGUAUAUAGUUGAGGGUCAGGCGGUAUGUUUUAUCGAUAAGUCCGCGGCCACACUCUUUUCGUGAAUUCUGCCUUCUGUGAUUACUCGUGGCGAAAUUUUAUAUUUCAAUUUAACACUAUUAAACUGCAGUGUACAGCAAAAUGCCUGGCGUUGAAACUAUAAAGUCCUCUUGGGCCGAUGAGGUGGAGCUCGACUACGGCGGCUUGCCGCCGACAACGGAGAACGUUGAGAAUGGCCACAAAUAUGUGACCGAAUACAAAUACAACAAGGACGACAAGAAGACGAAGGUCGUGCGCACCUACAAAAUCUCCAAGCAGGUGGUGCCAAAGACCGUGGCCAAGCGCCGCACCUGGACCAAGUUUGGCGAGUCGAAGACGGACAAGCCCGGACCCAAUUCGCACACCACAAUGGUAUCCGAGGAGAUCAUCAUGCAGUUCCUCAACUCCAAGGAGGACGAGAAGGCCAACGACCCGCUGCUCGAUCCCACCAAGAACAUUGCCAAGUGUCGUAUUUGCAAUGGCGAGCAUUGGUCCGUCAACUGCCCCUACAAAGGUACCGCCAUGGACACAAAUCUCAUGGAGAAGAAGGCUGCGGCGGCUGCCUCCGCUGCUGUUGAUGCACCCAAGUCUGGUAAAUAUGUGCCGCCAUUCCUCAAGGACAGCCAAAAGGGUGGCCUGGGAAUGCGUGGUCGCGACGACACCGCCGCCAUUCGCAUCUCGAAUCUGUCCGAGUCGAUGACGGAGGCGGAUCUGGAGGAGCUGGUUAAGAAGAUUGGACCACAAAGUAAAAUGUACCUGGCCCGCGACAAGAACACCGGCCUCUGCAAGGGAUUCGCCUACGUGCACUUCAAGCAGCGCAAGGACGCUGCGGCGGCUAUCGAGAUAUUAAACGGGCACGGCUACGACCAUCUGAUUCUGAGCGUGGAAUGGUCAAAGCCGCAGAACAAUUAGUCGUGUUAGUCGUCUUGGUUUAUAUCAAAGCCGAGCUACAUAUUAUCUGUAUAGGCCCGUCUAUUCGCCCCAGCGCCGCUACAGGCUCGGUUUGAUCACAUAACAAAUAUCCUUAAGCUAAAGGUUUGCUUUGCUACAAAUAAAUGAGAAAAUAUAUAGCCGCAAGGGCACCGAAAACAGACAGCA
Messenger RNA from Drosophila subobscura, 1138 nucleotides. It is a transcript of the gene eIF3g1, whose product is annotated as eukaryotic translation initiation factor 3 subunit G-1. Gene Ontology annotation, molecular function: RNA binding; translation initiation factor activity. The transcript has 2 exons. The record is from RefSeq and is a predicted model, not a curated record. Bases 143 to 952 code for a protein of 269 amino acids. NCBI's taxonomy places the organism in Eukaryota, Metazoa, Arthropoda, Insecta, Diptera, Drosophilidae. Gene Ontology annotation, cellular component: cytoplasm; eukaryotic translation initiation factor 3 complex.